Magnolia sinica is the source of this 1359-nucleotide messenger RNA. Its product is annotated as ribonucleoside-diphosphate reductase small chain-like. The record is from RefSeq and is a predicted model, not a curated record. The transcript has a single exon. Gene Ontology annotation, molecular function: oxidoreductase activity. Gene Ontology annotation, biological process: deoxyribonucleotide biosynthetic process. The coding region runs from base 225 to 1214 and encodes 329 amino acids. Lineage: Eukaryota; Viridiplantae; Streptophyta; Magnoliopsida; Magnoliales; Magnoliaceae.
UCUCCAUCACCAAUCCCUCCUCAAUCUCUCUUCCCAAAAUACCCCUUCAUCCAUCUCUUCAUUUCCUCUGCAAUCUCUUCCCAAAACACCAACUUCCACAUCUUCAAUCAUCUCUAAUUCCUCUUCAAUUUCUCAAAAAACCCAUCUCUCGAUCGUCGAUUCCUCUUCCAAUCCCCUCCAAAACAAAAACCCAACUCUGAAAUUCUCCCAAAUCACCGCCAAAAAUGCCUUCUCUUCCUGAAGAGCCUCUCCUCGCCCCAAACCCCGAUCGCUUCUGCAUGUUCCCGAUCCGAUACCCUCAAAUCUGGGAAAUGUACAAAAAAGCUGAAGCCUCGUUCUGGACCGCUGAAGAAGUGGACCUCUCUCAAGAUCUCAGCCAUUGGGCUACUCUUACUGCCGAUGAAAAGCACUUCAUAACCCAUAUCCUGGCCUUUUUCGCUGCAUCUGAUGGCAUUGUUCUUGAAAACCUUGCAGGCCGCUUCAUGAAGGAAGUCCAAGUAGCAGAAGCUCGGGCCUUCUAUGGAUUUCAAAUCGCCAUCGAAAACAUCCACUCUGAAAUGUACAGUCUCCUCUUAGAAUCCUACAUCAAAGACUCCACUGAGAAGGACCGUCUCUUUCACGCAAUCGAGACCGUCCCUUGUGUGGCGAAAAAGGCUGAGUGGGCUCUUAAGUGGAUUGACGGCUCAGAAUCAUUCGCUGAGCGUCUGAUUGCAUUUGCUUGUGUUGAAGGAAUCUUCUUCUCAGGGAGCUUCUGCUCGAUAUUCUGGCUGAAGAAGCGAGGCCUGAUGCCGGGCCUGACAUUUUCAAAUGAACUGAUAUCUCGUGAUGAAGGGCUGCAUUGUGAUUUUGCAUGCUUGUUAUAUGGGAUUUUGAAUCAUAAGCUGAGUGAGGAGAGAGUAAGAGGUAUUGUUUCAGAUGCAGUUGAUAUUGAGAGGGAGUUUGUGUGUGAUGCUCUGCCUUGUGCUCUUGUUGGGAUGAAUGGAGAUUUGAUGAGUCAGUACAUUGAGUUUGUGGCGGAUCGAUUACUUGGGGCGUUGGGGUGUGGGAAGAUAUACAAUGUUUCGAAUCCGUUUGAUUGGAUGGAGCUGAUUUCGUUGCAGGGGAAGACGAAUUUCUUUGAGAAGAGGGUGGGAGAGUAUCAGAAGGCGUCAGUGAUGUCGAGCUUGAAUGGGGAUGGAGGGAAGCAUGUGUUUAAGUUGGAUGAGGAUUUCUGAAUUGUUUUUUCUUUUUCUUUUUUUCUUUAAUGAAAGAUUAUUUGCUUGUUGAUUUCCUUGUUUAUUGAAUGGUAAGAAGGACUAUGGCAUGAUGUUGAUGGAGGGUUGAUAUUGUUCUUGGGUUAUUGCAUCAAUGGUCUUAACA